This is a messenger RNA of Papaver somniferum (opium poppy), 701 nucleotides long. RefSeq names its product histone H2A. Gene Ontology annotation, molecular function: DNA binding; structural constituent of chromatin; protein heterodimerization activity. Gene Ontology annotation, cellular component: nucleosome. Bases 9 to 467 code for a protein of 152 amino acids. The record is from RefSeq and is a predicted model, not a curated record. The transcript has 2 exons. Lineage: Eukaryota; Viridiplantae; Streptophyta; Magnoliopsida; Ranunculales; Papaveraceae.
UUGAAGUCAUGGAGACACCAGGAGGAAAAGCAAAGAAAGGAUUUGCAGGAAGAAGAGGUGGUGGUCCUAAAAAGAAAGCAGUCACAAGAUCAGUCAAAGCUGGUUUGCAAUUCCCAGUUGGUAGAAUCGGAAGAUAUCUUAAGAAAGGUCGAUAUGCUCAACGUGUUGGUAGUGGUGCCCCUGUUUAUCUCGCCGCAGUUCUUGAAUACCUCGCAGCUGAGGUGUUGGAAUUGGCUGGAAAUGCAGCUAGGGAUAACAAGAAGACAAGAAUUAUACCAAGGCAUGUGUUAUUAGCUGUAAGAAAUGAUGAAGAACUUGGGAAGCUUUUAUCAGGUGUUACCAUUGCUCAUGGAGGAGUUCUACCAAAUAUUAACCCAAUUUUAUUGCCAAAGAAAACUGCUGAAAAAGCAUCUACUGCUAAAGAGCCAAAGUCUCCAAAAGCUGGAAAAUCACCUAAAAAGGCAUAAUUGUAGAAACCCUAGUUAAUGUUUAUGUUGCCCUUUUUUGUAUUAAUUUCUGUGUUUCCUUUUUUAUUUUCUUGGGUCUGUUGUUAGGUCUUGUUGUUUAAUCUGUAAGUGGUACAUGUUAAGUAAAUCGUUGGAUGUUUUAGUACUCUUUUUAAUCAUAUUGUUGAAAUGAAUGUUUAUCUUCCGAUAAAUGUUGAAAUGAAUGUUUAUUUCAAUGAAUUUGCCUACUCUUUU